Messenger RNA from Eriocheir sinensis (Chinese mitten crab), 4183 nucleotides. RefSeq names its product polyhomeotic-proximal chromatin protein-like. The record is from RefSeq and is a predicted model, not a curated record. The transcript has 15 exons. Lineage: Eukaryota; Metazoa; Arthropoda; Malacostraca; Decapoda; Varunidae. Gene Ontology annotation, biological process: regulation of transcription by RNA polymerase II. The coding region runs from base 218 to 1870 and encodes 550 amino acids. Gene Ontology annotation, molecular function: protein binding. Gene Ontology annotation, cellular component: nucleus.
GGGCGGCGGGCUGGGGGGCGCGGGGCAGGGCGGUGCGAGGCAGGGCGGGCGUGAGGGUGAGGGCCGCGGCGCGCCAUCACCACAGCCUCACGCCGCCCGCUGCCCGCCGCCUCCUCGGCCUGCCCCGCCGCGCCGCGCGCCGCCCGCUGCCCCCAGCACCCUGGCCAUGCUGCCCGUGCUGGGCUGGCCUCGUGCAGUAACAGAUUAGCCAAAUAAGAUGCCUCCUGUCGAGAUCCAGUGGUGUGAUCACUCCUCGGUGCUUCUUGAGUACCUGCGGCAGCUGUAUGAGGAGUGCCGCUUUGUGGACGUGGGCCUGGAGUGUGAAGGCCGGCAGGUCAAGGCUCACAAGGCUGUCAUCUCUGCCUGUAGUCCUUACCUAGAGGGUCUGUUAAAGGGUAACCCAGCCCGAAGUCACCUCAUCAAGUUUAAUGGCUACUCAUACAACAGUCUUCGAGCAGUCAUAGACUUCAUGUACAAUGGCAAAGUGAUGGUGGAGCAGGAACACCUUGCCGCCUUCCUGAAGCUUGGCAGAGCAUUACAGGUGCGAGGGAUCCUGGACAUCGCUGCACAGUGUGAGGAGGCUGGGCUCACCACAGCGGAGGAGACUAAAUUCAAUAAAUCUGUUGCAGCAAAUGCCCAGUACAGCACAACAGUUCAGCAGCCGCAGAAGCCAGUCAGCCAGCCACAGGCACAGAGCAAGAUGGUGCAGCAGGCCACUGGUGUUUCGGAGCUCAAGCCAGAGACCAAGAAGUAUGCAUUCUUACUUGACAAAGGCUCUCCUAACGCACCCAAAAAACUUGGCCCACAGUUUCGAAAAGUCAUGCCGAAUAUCAUAGGUUCAGUGGAUCAGCAAGGCAACAUCAACAAGGUGACCAGUGUUGGGGCAGCCCAGGUGGCUCAGCAACAACAGCAGCAACAGUCCCACCAGCAGCAGGCUGUUCAGCAGACUCAGCCACAGCAGACAGUCCAGCAGGUGGUCCAGGAACAGCCACAGCCAGUGCAAGAGGAAGCACAGCAGCAGCAGCAGCAACAACUUCAGCAGCAAUCUGAGGAAGGGGGACAGGGGCAGCAGCAGGAAGCAGCACCCACCACAUUGGAAGAGUUACAGCAGGCACUGUCCUCGGGCCAGGCCAUCCUUCAGACCACCGACAAUGGAUCAGAACAGACCCUCCAGAUGGUUGAAGGACAAUGUGUGAUGACAGGCUCUGGCCAGACCUACGUGGUGGUGCAGGAAGGAGACAACAUCAGCUUUGUGCCGGCAGAGAUGGUGCAGGGUGACCUGGGUGCUGUCAACGGGGGGCAGCAGGUGGUUGAAGGACUGGACCCAGUAGAGCAGCAGCUGGCACAGAUGGAGGGGCAAGUCCUCACACACAACCAAGUUACAGAGAGCACUGAGCCAGCCCAGCAGGAGUCCAGUGGGGUGCCUGUAAGCAGUGGAGCAGCUGUGUCUGGUGACAGUGGCUCUCUAGAGACAAUGAGUGUCGUGGAGUCGCUUGUCAAACUGGGAGAAAAGCAACCUACAGAGACAGAGAAUGGCUCCACUGAGGAGACACCAGAGGUUGGGCCAGACAUGCCAAGUCUUGAUGGGGAUGAGACAGAGGACAGAACAGAGGUUGGAGCAUCAAUGCCUUGCCUGGGAGAUGUAACAGAGGAGGAGGGAGUGCCAGCCUCUGGUGAGGGGGGUGAUGCUGAGGGUGGUGCAGGUCAGGAGGAGGCUGAAGAAUCUGCUGAGGGCUCCACAGGAGAGGAGAUUGGCAAGAGAAAGAGACAACCCUCACAAAAGAUGAUUGAGGCAAUGGGUAUGCUGAAGAGGAAGGUUCCUGAGUCUCCUACACAAGGUGGUGGGAGAGGUAAAAAGUUGAAAAAUUAAUCAUGCAUCUUGGUGUCCUGCUAAGUGUUUCUGUAGUGUAAGUUCAGACUGGGGAAAUCACUCAGGAAGGCCGCAUCCAUGUACCUUUUUUUUUCAUGUCGAUUCAUUGUUUGUGCUGUUUAUACCUUCACUUCCGGCCUCCCUCCGAGAAUUUCCGUUUAGUCACAUUUGUACAUAUUUUGUUUAGCUCAAGAUAAUGUACCUACUGAGAAAUCAUUAGAAGCAUAAGAAGCAUGGAAUAUUUCAACUAAGACUAGAAAACCAAAUAUGUUUCCUUAUUAUUUUCUGUGUUAAUUUUUAUAGUGAUAAGAAUUCCAUUAGAUUUUUAUGUUUCAGUUUUCAGCAGAGUAAUGGGGUCUUCACUUAGUAUACCAUGGACUUUCUGUGACACUCUGAACAGCACCCGGCUGAUUAGUAUAUAUAUAUAUAUAUAUAUAUAUAUAUAUAUAUAUAUAUAUAUAUAUAUAUAUAUAUAUAUAUAUAUAUAUAUAUAUAUAUAUAUAUAUAUAUAUCUCGCUCUCUCUCUCUCUCUCUCUCUCUCUCUUCUUCAUUUUCUACUUCUUUAAAUACAGAAAGGAAGAUUGAUUCUGUCAGCCCAGUAGUGUGUGCAGUCACUUUUCAAGGCUCAGUUGGGUCAGCCCAUCAUAGUUGACGCCUCACCAUCCUGCCAUUCCCGUAAAGUCAGAAAAAAAGCUUAUUCACCCAGGAUUCAAAUUUAAGAUGUAAAUUAUAGAAAUAUGUCUUGGUAAAGAUACUGAACCUUAUAUUUGUAAGGCACUAGGAUUUUUUAUGAUACUGUGUCUUCACCAAAUAAAUAUUAAAAACAUUGGAAAAUGUUUCAUGUUGAGAUAUGCUUAAAAAACAUUACAUUGGACUAGUUCUGUACUUAAAAUACAAGUACUUUAGUGGCUGUAGUAGUGUGGUAAGUCUUGGUCCUUGAGAGACUCCCAUACAGAGUGUACCCUGGAGUCUUGUUGCCCUUGGAUGUUGGCAGUUUGAAAGUACUAAGACUUCAAAUACGAUACUUCAGUGAGUAAAUAAGGAGAUGUGAGAAGAAACAAAUUUAAAUAUUGAAAUUUAUCAUAUAAUAGACAGCUGUUUCUUAAUGUCCAUGAAAUUUGGAUAUGCUCAUCUAGACAAAUUGUAAAACAUUCAGUGGUUUAAUUAUUUUAGCAGUUGUACUUGAAUGGUCCAAUUGAUACCAUCAGAAAUGAAUGGAAACAGCUGUACAGUGAGCACCCUUCUUGUACUUCUACUGACAUGCACUGCCUGAAAGGAAAUUAAAUGCAUUCCUUGUUGAAAGGGUUGGUUCAGUAUAGUUUGUGAACUUGGUGUUAUGGUGACAAAUUGGUUGCCAUCAUUAUUAGUAACAGGAAUUCUCCAACGAUGUUGGUUUUAUUAUUUUUUAUUAUUAUUUUUUUUUUACAAUUGCCAUGUGGGAAUCUUUUAUGAUCUUAGAAUGCAUAACGUACAUAACUAUGAGUGAGAGUAUGAUUUUCAGUUUUCUUUUGCGGAUUUACUAAUGAUGGCUAUAUAAUUUUGUUUAUAGUGCAUCAAUGUAAAAGACAGUACCAAUAAGCACAACGUGUGUACAUCAUGCAGUCAAGACCACACUAUAAAUAGCUGCUUGCAAAAAUGGAACCUGAGUAAAGGAACAAUGAAUCUUACAACUGUGAACCUCUUGAAAGUGGAACUAAGCAGCAGAGUGCCUCUCAGACACCUAUGUCGGAGUAUUUUAUCAAGAAUUUUAUAAUUGAAGGUGAAUUAUCAGUGUACACUGUUGUUUGUGAUUGAAUAUUAGGAUUUUCAUUAUGUAAUCUGAUACUUCUUUCAGAUAAUUGCCCAGAUACAUGAUGUGUACACAGUAGCACCACCCAUGUGUGUGUGUGUGUGUGUGUGUGUGUGUGUGUGUCCAAAAGUGAGUUCAUACAUCUGCUUACAUUCAAGUUUUAGCUCUCUUAAAUAUUGUCUACACAUAAAAUGGUGUUUAUUUUUCUUCAAAGGAUGUAUACAAAGGUAAAAAAGAUCAAUGUGGAAAUGUAUUCAUUGUAUAUUCAUUUCUCUAUGAUGCUUUGAAUGCCAUUGUUUAGUAGUAAAGCAGAUGUAUUGUUGCCUGAUUAUAAGGAUUAAGGAGCUAUACAAGCUACACAAAUGCAUUUUGUGAUGUAUUUUGUUUCCAAGUUUAAUACAGAAUUAGUUUCCAAGUAGGCAAGAGGUGGGCAGUGAUGUACAAAUUGACCUAUUCUGCCACCUUGUCCAGGUUCCCAGCAACAUGUAAACCUUGUAACUUGGAUAUAAACCUUGAGGAACUUG